Acanthopagrus latus (yellowfin seabream) is the source of this 998-nucleotide messenger RNA. It is a transcript of the gene tmem45b, whose product is annotated as transmembrane protein 45B. Lineage: Eukaryota; Metazoa; Chordata; Actinopteri; Spariformes; Sparidae. The record is from RefSeq and is a predicted model, not a curated record. The transcript is spliced from 6 exons. The coding region runs from base 162 to 998 and encodes 278 amino acids.
AUGGGAUGAUGUCAGUACAGGUUAGAAUUGCACUGAAGACAACAGGUGUGCACAGUUUACACAGAACCAGCGUGCUCUCAGACUGACAGCUGCCAGCACUGACGGAUUUCCCAACAGCCUCCCGAUCUUUUGGAAUUAGCAGCAGAGCGGAAGGCCUGACAAUGGCCAACUUUGGAGGACAUGCCAUUCCCGGCGCCUUUUUCCUGAUCUACGGCUUUUGGUUGACAGUGAAAUACAUUCUCCGCCACUACUGGAGGACUACUCAGCCUAAAGGGAGGCAAAUCAUGCCGUCUUUCUUCAAAAGAAUGGAGUACAUUGAGGGGGGAUUUGCCAUGUUUGCUGCAUUUGUUGGUAUUAUGGUUGAACAGUUUGUGGUGGAUGGGCCGCAUGCCCACCUUUAUGAUGGCAAUUCAUGGGUCAAGCUGAUGAACUGGCAGCACAGCACCAUGUAUCUGUUCUUUGGGAUCUCUGGGAUCGCCAUUGUUGCCAAUACCGCAUCCACACUGGUGCCGGCUGGUGUUGACCGCCUUGCCAUCUCCUUGGCUCUUUUCGUUGAAGGGUUUCUGUUCUAUUACCACGUGCACAAUCGACCCCUUCUGGACGCUCACAUCCACACCAUGCUGCUGGUGGCGGUGUUCAGUGGAUCGGCCAGCACCAUGCUGGAGGUGUUCGUGAGAGACAACAUUGUUCUGGAGCUGCUCCGAGGAUGCCUGUUCAUCCUGCAGGGCUCGUGGUUCUUCCAGAUUGGAUUUGUGCUUUACCCAUUAAGUGGACCACAGUGGGACCUGGAACAACAUGGCAACGUCAUGUUUGUCACAAUGUGCUUCUGCUGGCAUUUAGCAGUGGCACUGCUUUUGGUCGGCACCACUUUCUCAGUGGUUUGGUUCACUAUAAAGCGAUUCUCCGGAAAGGGACGGGACAUAGAGAUCGGAAUGCGAAAUACAUCCUCCAAAUCAAGCUCCCAGAAAGCUUUGCUUGAAGAGUCGGAUGAAGAGUGA